UAUUAUUAUUGGUCACCCGACAAUGAUAAUAAAUAUUAUUUGAUCAACAAAACAUCUAUCGUCGUAAAAUAGUCAUUUCGCGAAAUUUUGUGUUUUUUAAAUGGUGCGCAAGAUGUCGGAUUUGGAAUCAAGAAAACCCGAACUAUUCGAAGAAGUCAAACUCUUCGAAACAGCAAAAGAACGCGAAAGGUAUGAAAAUAUGGCAGAUUUGUAUGCCAUUGUAAAUACUCUGCAGCACUUGGAAAAAGCUUAUAUUCGCGACUGUGUUACUCCGAAAGAAUACACAGCAACAUGUUCAAAACUACUCGUUCAAUAUAAAGCGGCUUUCAAACAAGUACAGUGUGAUGAAUUUCCAACUAUCGAAGCCUUCGUUCAGAGGUACAAGCUAGAUUGCCCUGCAGCUUUACAAAGAAUAAAAGAAGAUCGACCCAUAACCAUUAUCGACGAUAAAGGAAAUACUAGUAAAUGUAUAGCUGAUAUAGUUUCGCUUUUUAUUACUACCAUGGAUAAGUUACGUUUGGAAAUAAAAGAAAUGGAUCAGUUACAUCCGGAUAUUAGAGAUUUAGUAGAUACCAUGAAUCGCCUUAGUUUACUACCACCAGAUUUCGAAGGUAAAAAGAAAAUUGGAGAAUGGCUGAAUACUUUGUCAUCUAUGAAAGCAUCCGAUGAAUUGACUGGAGAGCAAGUACGUCAAUUGCUGUUCGAUUUAGAAUCGUCGUAUAAUGAUUUUAAUAAAAUAUUGCAUCAAUCUUAAUCGCAUUGUUCAUUUUAUAUAAAUAUUGUACCUACUAUGUUUUAUAUGUAAUUAUCUAAGAAUUAUAUAUUCCAUUAAAAUUUUAUUUAUAUUA
Molecule: messenger RNA, 848 nt
Organism: Planococcus citri (citrus mealybug)
Lineage: Eukaryota; Metazoa; Arthropoda; Insecta; Hemiptera; Pseudococcidae
Gene: Vps28
Product: vacuolar protein sorting 28
Exons: 1
Coding region: 101-754 (217 amino acids)
Biological process (GO): protein transport to vacuole involved in ubiquitin-dependent protein catabolic process via the multivesicular body sorting pathway
Cellular component (GO): ESCRT I complex
Molecular function (GO): protein-containing complex binding
Source: RefSeq, a predicted model, not a curated record